This is a messenger RNA of Vitrella brassicaformis, 1923 nucleotides long. The record is from the annotation of a GenBank genome assembly. NCBI's taxonomy places the organism in Eukaryota, Vitrellaceae.
CUCACGCACACCAGAUCAGAGCACUCCCAAUGACAGCAAAGAGAGACACACGACACGAACGCAGCCGUCAGUCAGACAGCCAGACACUCAACCACACACGAGAGUCACAAGCUUCGCCCCUCCCGCUGUCUUUCAGCCCAAAGACACCCAUGGCUGAGUGCACCGAGAGACGUGAUCUGUCUUCCCUCACGACGACAAGAGCAAAGAACCAAGGAAAAUUAUUCAAGAAAUGACAAAGAACUAAGAAAUCAUGAAACCCGCAGUGGACGACGCUAUUCUGCCGCCUCGUCAGUCAGUAAGUCAGUCUGUCUGUCUGUCUGUCCGGCUGUGUGCCUGCGUCUCUGCACAAAAGAAAAACACUCUCUCACACACGAAUCCAUCAGACGACAUCACCACAGACAGACCACUCAAGGAGGACAGAGAGACACACAACACACACGCAGCCGUCAGUCAGAUGGCCACAACACUCAGCCACAAAGGGGAGAGAGAGAGAGAGAGAGACAUCCGAGAGGCACAGACGAGGCAUUCAGGCAAACACAGCGGCCGUCAUCACCGCACCCCCUCCCCUCUCUCUGUCAGCGGCCCGCACAGACACACUGCCCCGCCCGCCCCCGGCCAUUCUGUGUAUGUCACGUCUGCACACACACUGACAGACAGCGAGACCACACGAAACAUAACGUCGUCCCUGCACAUAAAAGCAGCAGCGUCGAUCUCACUCUGUGGGUGGGGGCGGGGGGGUGUAAGUGAAUUAGUAGGCACACGACAGACACACCAUGACUCUCUCCCUUCCCCUCCUCCCGCUGACGCUCAGAGUCCCAAGCCGGGGCCCACGGGGGCCUGAUCCGAGGCGCAUAGGAAGUUGUUGCCACACACUCCCUGAGGCUCGAGAUCGAGCAGGAGGCAGUCAAAAUCUUCCAAGCAUUGAACGCGUCGCACUGCGCAUUGGGCGCCCGUCUGGGCGGCUCGCAUGGUGCCGCCCUCGUUGAACAUAACCGUGAUGCCGAUAAAAAGACCGAAUGGUCCAAACCGAAUGAGUUGGACAGUCGUAAUUGUCUCCCCAUCAGGUGUGACAAAUCCUUCCGCUGUCAAUAUUCCGUCUGCGUCAUCAGGGAUGGUCUGCAUUGAGUCGAGUCAUCCAUAUGGCCGUACACACACCAGGUGCGCUCUGCUUACCACUUGGACGACGGUCACACUGCCAUCCAGCUCACCCACGACAACAUCGCCGAUUUUGGCCACUACGACUACACCGUCAGCAGACACAGUGGUGUUACUCCAGGCCAGUUCUGACACGAUUCCAAUCUGACACGACACACGAUUGCACAUCACAGGCCUCCCGUGGGUGUCGAAUAAUCCACGGCCUCGAUGGAUUCAGUGCCGUCGAGUGCGCACCUGGGACCGGAGAUCGGUGAGAGUCGGAAUGCCAGUGUUUGCACAUCCGUCCAUGAUAAACUGAUCCUCGGAACACACACAUCUGCAGACAAACAAACAGGACAGUGUCAUGCAGCCAAGGGGUCAAGAGGUCACGGCCGGCCGUGUGUGUGAUCGUACUCGACGUGUGGCGGGUGCAAUCGCCUCUUCUCGGCCCCGGCCGCGGUGUCAUUGGCGCUGGUCAAGGUGGGCGCUGUGUUGGGGCGGAGGAGGCCGGCACCGCUCGCGGCACACAGCGGCACCAGCCACGGGGGAAAGGCUAACGCCACACAGACGGCCAGAGAGCACACCAGACAGACAGACAGACAGACAGACAGGUGUAAGAGUGGUGUGGUGUGUGGGGGCGGUGCCCACCUGCCAGUGAGACCACGAGCCGCAGGGCAGCGGGGGACAGCACAGACGACCGCAUCACUGAGGCCUCCUUGGUCAGUGAGUGGGGGGAGGGAGACUGCAGCCGACAAGAGAGAACACAGCACUGUCAGGCAAAGCUUUGCC